Molecule: messenger RNA, 464 nt
Organism: Microdochium trichocladiopsis
Lineage: Eukaryota; Fungi; Ascomycota; Sordariomycetes; Xylariales; Microdochiaceae
Exons: 1
Coding region: 46-201 (51 amino acids)
Source: RefSeq, a predicted model, not a curated record
UAGCAUCCAUAGCUGCGACGGCGCCGGCAAUACCGAUGGCACCAUAUGUUCGAUAGGCGACCUCUUCACGGGGAGUACCCGUGCCGGAGAGGAACGAAAGCCCAACGCCGGCAGUACCGACGGGACCAUCUGCUCGAUGGACGACGACCUCUUGAUGGCCACAGGUGGAGAGAAACGGAGUCGCGGCGACAUUCGCUCUAAUCGUCACGGCACAGCACAGUCCGCCAUCGACAAGUUCCAGCACGAUGCGGCCUUGCUUGAUGUUGCAGGAAAUAACACCAACACUGCAACUGAAGAAUCCCCCGUCGACAAUCCGACAUCCCAUCAACUACCCCCUCACGAAAUACCUACGCCUGAAAAACUAUACGUCGAAGCCAGAGGUGUGCUCGCAGGUCUAGAAUUACUCAGAAAAAGGCUAGUUGAGGUCGCAAUCCAGAUUGGAACGAUGCCUUCCCUGAACCUGG